Colletotrichum scovillei is the source of this 4323-nucleotide messenger RNA. RefSeq lists its product as uncharacterized. The transcript is spliced from 2 exons. Lineage: Eukaryota; Fungi; Ascomycota; Sordariomycetes; Glomerellales; Glomerellaceae. The record is from RefSeq and is a predicted model, not a curated record. Bases 906 to 4010 code for a protein of 1034 amino acids.
GUCCGUGUCCCGCUCAAUGGCCGUGGCUCUUCCCGGUUGUUGUGCAGACAAGACCUGAUAGAAUCUGACCAUGAUUUGACUUCACUCAAUGGCUCAAGGUGGUUGCUAAACGUCUGUGGUGUCGUUGCCAUCUUGUUGGCCUUGCCCUCUAGGAUAGGUCAAGGUGCUUGAGGUGUUGUAAACAAGCUCCAGGUCUGCAGUCUGCAUAAGGUGCCUCCGAUGACUAGGAUCCAGCUCAUCCCGAUCUGCAGUUCCUUCUAGGUAUUCCUUUUUCCCCGUCUCUUACCAGCAUCAGCAUCAGGACCAGCAUCCCGCAUUCGAGAACCCCUCUUAGUCUCAGCGAACCCCGGCUCCUUCCCACAUAUCAACCCUACCCUGCUCUUUCCUCUAGAAUUCCCCUUUCGUAGUAACUGCCCCUCGCUGGACAAUUCGAAAUUUCCGCUUUUCCUUGGUUUCACGACGACAACGUUACUUUGUCGCACUUUCUCUCGUUGGCCUUGGCCUCUCCGAUACCUAAUUCAACCGUCUGUUGAUUUUUCCGUCUCAACUUUUACGGAUACUCGCCCACCUUUCACCGUCUUUUUUCUGGGCCACGCCUCAGAUCGCGCGACGACGUCUCUACAACGUUAAUUCACCGCCGCGCCCUGGGGGUUUUCGGCCGCAAUUACACUUCGACAAAUUGUUCAUUGCAUCACUUCUCAGUCUGUCACUACUAGCAAACGCCAUAUCAGCAUCACGAAGAAAUGAAAACGCAGAAACGCCUCCAUUAGCAACGUCUCAUCUUCUCUUCACCAUCUGCCACACAAACUAGCUGGCUAUCGUCUCCCACUUUUGACGCCACUACUCCACUUACGAUAAUCCACCUCCAAACACGCCUCGAGACAAGCACCACAAGAUAUCCAAGAAUGACUGCAACGGGGGCUCAACGCGAGUCGACCAAGCCGCAACGCGGCCGGUCUGACAGCCUUCAGAAGAUGUUGGAGCUGGAACACAUUCGGAAGCUCGAGCGUCUUCAGGGGCAUCAGUCCAUGCCUGCGGCGACCCAUCCUUCUCACCUGGCGUUUCAGCAGGUUCUUCAGCAACAGCUUAAUCAAGGCCGACCUGCCCAGUCACCUCCGAAACUGAAACCUUUUCCUACCGUUCAUCCCGCUCCGCCUGUGAAGCCUAUAGCUCCUCUCCAGUCUCGCCGGAGGGAGUCAUCAGCUCAACUUCCCACACAGAAACCGGAGCUACCACCUUCUGCUAUGAAAGCGGUCCGCCGAGCAACAGCGUUGCCUUCUCUUUCCAUUUCUGUUCCACCGCCCUCGAACGUCAAGUCUGAAAUCGAUCGCGGGUCGGAGCGCAAGGAAUCGGUGGAGCAUAAGCACAAGACAGUAACCUUCCUCGACGUCGAUAUGGUCGACGAACCAACUGCCGACGACGCCUCCUCGAUUUGCCACUCACCAAGCUGGGAAUCCUUUGGUCAGAACAAGAAGAAGGAAAAGAAAAUCGAAGCCAGGAUGCGCAAGAAGGAAAAGGAGCAGGCCGAGAAGCAGGCCGAGAAGGAGGCCAAAUCUGUGAAGAAGAAGUUGGCAGCUAAGCUCAGCAAAGCUGGACCGAACACCAAAGCUUCCCCGCCAAGACCUCCAAAUGCAUCGAGGUCAAUCUCUAGCCCAACCGUGUUCGUCAAUGAGCAUCUUCGGUCAGCCAGCGCCCAGGCCUUCUAUGAGCCACCACCUUCAAUCCGUCCUCAACAUGCCAGACAACGGUCAGACUCGGUAGCCAUGCAGCUAAAAGCUGCUUUGACAGGCCACAAGACCCAUAAUCAGUCUCACAACAAUGAUGACCAAGGCUUCAUUGGCGGCUUGAAGCUGGAGCAGAAAAGACAGAUUGACGCCGGCAUUCCCUUUAGAAAACCUAACCCGCCUGCUUUCCUGACUGGUCAGAGGUCUCACUCAUUUGGACCUGAAGUGAGGGUAACACCGCCAGCAAUGACACCUUCAGCGUUGCCGCGUUCUUUCUCAUUCGACCCGCAAGGAGAGCGACCUGACGAGUACGACGAAGACUCAUACGGGCCCAAGACACCACGAUCCGCUUCUAUCAACACCUCUUCUUGGUCUCAGCCUUUAGUCUCGCCCACAGCACCGCCUGUACCUGAUGUGAGCAACUUUCAACAAUGGAUGAACGGCACGAAGCAAUCGCAAGUGCCCGCCACCGACGAUGAGUUGGAGAUUCAUAACGGACUCAGCGAGGUUGUGGUUGAGCAAGAGCGAGGACGAAGAAGAGAGAGUUACGUUCACCAGUCUCGCCAACAAAGCAGAGAAAGAUCUAUGAACGGCUACAGAGACGAAGUUCGCGUCUCGUCUGCCAAGUCUCACUAUCCUCCAGCCUCCAAUCGCCCACUUCAAUCUCGAGCGUACUCCUCUUCUUCAGAGAGCAGCCCAAUGGGCUCCAACUUUCCUCCACGUAACGGAUCGCUCUCUAGCCUUGGCGGCUACAAAGACCAAUCAGCCUCGGCUGAAGAUUUCACGCUUACCUUCCGACUUCCUUACACACCGCCAGCAGGCAGUCCCGGACAGCAGUCAUUCGACCGGUCCACGUCUCAGGGACCACCCAUGUCUAGAAUGAUGUCUAGAGAGAUACCUUUGCCUCCCGAAAGAUCGGCAUCGCGUGAGAGGCAUCCGGCUACCCCUGGAGCAGCCAUCAGAAGCUUCAAGGAUGCAGCCAAAGCCGCAUUCCAGAAAGUGUCGACUCCAGGAUCAUCCAAGCCGCCUGUCUCCAAUUAUUUUACCAGAGCGGCGCGCGAUACUACCAUGACACCCGACUCAACGUCAAGCUCGAGGUACUCAACGGACGAGCCAUCCCCUUUCACGGCCCCGCCUCGUCCGUUUGCCGAGUCUACUGAAUCGACUUCGAGAGACUCAUCAGCACGCCCGACACACAGAUCUUCGAUGUCUUCAUGCGACGAGUCUUUGCCUUCUCCGUCACCCGCCACCACUCCUAACUCUUCAAGACCGCAAUCCGAAAAGGGGUUGCCGCCUUUGGACGGAGAACUCGGUCGGGUCGACAAUGAGACAGUGGUUGUUACGAAUGACACACGGUCGUACAGGCUUUCUCACAAGGCAGCGAUGCAGACGGCCUCUCCAAUUGCUACGAAUCAACGGAUCAGCCUGCCCCCUCAGAUUCCGGUCCAGAAUCAUGAGGCUCAUCUCAACGAGCUUGAAGCCUUGGUGACGGAGAAGUUUGGUAGGCAGGCUAGCGUUGCUGAUGCCGAGGACAGCGACUCGUCGCAGAGCUAUCCCACUCCAACACACACCGACAGUUCGAAGACGUCCGCGAUAGCAUCCCCUCUUACAUCCGCUUCUUUGACGAGUCCAUACGAUUAUAGGAAGAAUGGGCACGUUCAGGAAAUUAGCAGCAACAACAUUGAACCGGUACAAGAGGAAGUCCAUAGCGUCGUCCAGCGUCACCCGAGCUUGACUAAGAGCCGCUCGAGUCCUGACCUCGCACUUGACACAAGUUUCCUUCCGAAGCUCAAGCAUCAACCCCUCGUGCCCCGGUCUCUUGUUCCGCCACCGCCACCCCGUUCAUCAAAACGUGGCUCUGUGAAUAAUUUACACGCCAAAGCAGCCUCGCAGUCUUCGUUCCCUGCGGAUGUAGCUUCCAGGAAGUCUAUUGUGUCCACCAAGGGGCCUUCGAAUCCCUCACAUUAUCUCGAGGAAGCCCGCAAAUCAAUGCCGCCACCGCGAUCCAGUCGCGUCUCACGUGCAUCUAUUGUACCUCCCAACGGCAUCCCCGAGCCCGUUGCCAAGAUGCUUGUGGAAUGCUGCAGUUGCAAGUUCUUGCACGACAUGCCGAGCAAAGUCUACGAAUGUAUGGCCAAGCCCGAUAGCAUGGUGGAGGACCGGAAGCUGGGGGUCAGCGGACUCAUCUCCACGACGGUGAAGUGUCCAUGGUGCGCUCACGGAAUGACGACAAACUGUUGCGCAGGAUAUGCGGCAGUGAUCUAUUUGAAGGAGAAAUUGCACUAAAAGUAAGGGGCAAAAGAAACACGAAGUAAUGCAAGUUUGAAAAGGAUAAUACGACGAUCGGGCUAUACACUUGCUCUUUUUGCGAUUGAGCUCCUACUGAGCCGGAAGGAAAAUAAGGAACGAAAGUAGACGACGGGAAGCGGACAGUAAUCAUACUUGCCUGGCAAGUUUGUGUAGAGAAUUGUAUCAUAGGGAGACUACAUAUCAUCAGCCAGCUCUAUGGGUGGAGACUGACUCGAGAAACCAAUACACCCAUUAGUUGUUACAGUUUUUUUCUUCUUCUUUUUUUUAGCUUUUUUUUUUUGGAAUUCAA